Messenger RNA from Mizuhopecten yessoensis (Yesso scallop), 1593 nucleotides. Its product is annotated as probable asparagine--tRNA ligase, mitochondrial. The coding region runs from base 3 to 1511 and encodes 502 amino acids. Gene Ontology annotation, molecular function: ATP binding; asparagine-tRNA ligase activity. Lineage: Eukaryota; Metazoa; Mollusca; Bivalvia; Pectinida; Pectinidae. The transcript is spliced from 13 exons. Gene Ontology annotation, biological process: asparaginyl-tRNA aminoacylation. Gene Ontology annotation, cellular component: mitochondrion. The record is from RefSeq and is a predicted model, not a curated record.
AUAUGGCUGCGUCCAUGAGCAGAAAGCCGGGCAACUUAAUUUUAGGAAUUGUUAAGCGAUUAAGAACAAACCACAGAUUGACCUUCAGUAAUUACAGUAGUAUACGACGAUCUGUAAACGAAAUACUCAAUACACCGGAAGAACAUGUUGAAGUUAAUGACAUAUCGGUUAAUGGCUGGGUUUUGGCUCUGCAGAAACACAAAAGUGUGACCUUCAUGCACUUAUGGGAUGGAUCAACAUCUAACCAUCUUCAAGUUGUACUUGAUGGCAACAUUUCUGACAAAGUGACUUGUCAUGGUGGAAGUGUACAUGUAUGUGGGGACUUGAUCAGGAGUCCAGGCAGCUUACAGAAAUGGGAAUUGCUGGCCAAGAAAGUCGACAUAAUAGGCACAAGUGAUACCACUUUUCCAAUUAGCCAGACAAAGUCUAAACAAUCACUGGACACAACACGGGAAUAUUUACAUCUGCGUUCAAGGUCAAAAAUCAACAGCUCUAUAUUUAGAGUGAGAAAUGCAGCAACUAUGGCCAUCCACAAAUUCUUUCAGACAAACAACUUCAUGCACAUUCACACUCCAAUGUUGACGUCCAACGACUGUGAAGGAGCUGGGGAAGUCUUCAAUGUGAAGCCUGAUAAAGAGGAUCUUGUGGAGCAAAUUGAGAGUGAGAUGCAAGAAAUGACAGAUGUUGGAGAGGAAAAUAUACACUUCUUCAAAAAGCCUGUUUAUUUAACAGUUUCAGGCCAGUUGCAUCUGGAAUCUUUCUUAGGAGCCUUCGGUAAGGUCUACAGCUUCGGUCCGGCUUUCCGUGCGGAGAGUCAAUCUGGCGGACGGUUUCACCUUUCCGAGUUCUACAUGGUUGAGGGAGAGAUUGCAUUUCUAGAUGACCUUGAAGGUUUAUUGAAGGUGAUGGAAGAUCUUGUGAAAUUUUCUACAAAGGAAAUCUAUGAAAAUUCUGAAGAAGAUGUCAACUUCAUAACUAAAUAUGUUGGUGAAAAACAAUAUACAGAAAAUAUCAACACAAUGAUGGAGAAAGACUUUGUAAGAAUAUCUUACAGUGAGGCUAUGCCUAUACUUGAAAAGAAGAACAAAAAAUUUGAAACAAAAGUUAAGUGGGGAGAUGACCUGAACAAGGAACAUGAGAAGUACCUUGUUAAACACUGUGGCAAUGUACCUGUUUUUCUGACAGACUUCCCUGCAUCGAUUAAACCAUUCUAUGCACUUGAAAAUAUUGACAACAGAACGGCUGGAGCCGUGGACCUACUAGUACCUGAAGUUGGUGAACUGUUCGGUGGUACUCUCAGGGAACACAGAUUUGACCAUUUGGAGCGCAAGCUGAAAGAUAUAGGCCAGCAGGAUCAGCUUCAUUGGUACCUUGACUUACGGAAGUACGGAAGUGUGCCACACGGUGGAUUCGGUAUGGGAUUCGAGAGAUAUCUACAGUUCUUACUCGGUGUGAGGAAUAUUAGAGACACAAUACCAUUUCCUAGAACUCCAUUGAACUGUAAAAUGUGAUUAGAUCUACUGCCUUUCAAGAUGCAAAUAAUGAUUACUGUAUUAAGGGAUGUGAAAAGAAAUUAUUUAAUAAAAGUGUGAA